CUCUCUCUCUCUCUCUAUUAUUUGCUCGAUCUUUCCUGUGCCAUUGUGCAAUCUCUCUCUCUCCCUCUCUAAGGCUCAGAGAAUGGUAGGAGAGAGAGAAAUGGAUGGAUGUAAAUAAGAGGUGUCAAUUGUUGAAGAUUUCGAGACCCUGAUGAUUCAUCAUGUCGUCUUCUCCGACCUCCCAAGCAGAGAAGAAGCCCUGGUGGCUCAGCAACAAGAAGGUUGCAGAGAAACACCUCAAAGACGCAAGGGUCCUUCUAAGCUCUCAAGACCCAACUGACAUUUCCACGGCUCUGAACCUUCUCGAUGCGGCUCUCUCUCUCUACCCCAAAUGGGAGUUAGCCAUGGAGCUCAAAGCCAGGACCCUUCUCUAUCUUCGGCGUUUCAAAGACAUAGCCAUCAUGCUCCAAGAUGACAUUCCAAGCUUCAAAUACUCAGAAAACCAAGAAUCAGAAACCUCUCAAUCUCUCUCUAGAGAGAAGGUUAAACUCCUCUCUGAAACAAACCCAUCUCACUACUCUGAAAACCCUGCCUUCAAAUGCUUCUCAAUUUCUGAUCUUAAAAAGAAGGUCCUCUCCGGACUAUAUAAAAGGUGCGCCAAGGAGCAGGAAUGGCGGUACACCAUAUUAGGCCAAGCUCUAUUCCACUUGGGUUUAAUGGAGGACGCCAUGGUUCUUCUACAAGCUGGGAAAAGAGUGGCCUCUGCAAAUUUUCGGCGAGAAAGCGGCAAUAUCUCGGAUGACAAAUUCUCGGCCGAGAAUUUCCCGUCGAUCGAGCUUGAGCCAUCGACUCAAAUGUUAUGUAACAUCAAGCUCCUGUUACGAAGAAAAGCUGCUGGACUCGCCGCCCUAGAAGCGGGUCUCUACUCCGAGGCGAUUCGCCACUUCUCAAAAAUCGUUGAUGGUAGGCGGGGAACCCCGAGUCAGUUCGCUACCGAGUGUUAUAUGCAUCGAGCCACGGCCUAUCGGUUGGCUGGACGUAUUCCUGACUCUCUUGCGGACUGUAACCGAGCCCUCGCCCUCGAGCCCACGAGCAUAGGGGCGCUGGCAACCCGGGCUGAGCUGUUCGAGUCUGUUCGGUGUAUGACAGAGUCGGUACAGGACCUGGAGCAUCUAAAACUUUUAUAUGAUUCGGUACUACGUGGCGAUCGAAAGCCUUGGCGUACGGCUCGCACGUUUGGGAUUCGUGACGUGUCAUCUAGGGCAAAGGCCUUGGGCCUCAAGCUUUGUGAAAUGAAAGGGCGUGUGGACUAUCGUGAAAAUGUGGACUACCAUGCUCUCGUUGGAGUUCGGAGAGGGUGCACCAGGUCGGAGGUUGAAAGGGCCCACUUGGUCCUGUGUUUAAGGCAUAGACCGGACAGGGCGGCUCAAUUUGUGGACCGGUUGGAACUCAGUGAUGAGCGUGAUGCGGAGACGGUUCGAGACCAAUCCAGAAUGUCGGCUCUUCUUCUCUUUCGGCUCUUACAGAAGGCCUAUUCGGCGGUCAUGGCGAGCGUUAUGGAUGAAGAGGCUGCUGAGAGGCAGAGGAAGCGUGCCAUGGCUGCAGCGGUUCAGCCCAUCUUGCAACCAGUUCAAGCUGUUCAGGAACCGGUUCCGGACCCGGUUGAUACAGGAGGCCGAUUUACUGGGGUCAAACCGGAGAAUGUGGUUUUCUCAGGGGCAUUUUGCAGGGAUUUAGCGGCCGUAGGGGGGUUGCUUUCGCGGUGUCAUAUGGCCGUCACGUAUGAGGCUAUGAGCUGCUGAAGAAAAAGGAAAAAAAAAAAAACAAGGAAGCUAAAUAAUGGUUUUUCCGUUCUAUUUAAUUUUCUUUUUUCUUUUGACUAUUUGUAUAAAGUGAAGCUUAAUCUUCAGGUGACACGGACACGGACACGGACACGGACACGGACACGGACACGGCGGGGAAAUUUUGUCACUCGUGUCUUAUGUAUAUUCAGUGUAGUAGUUUUGGCGCCAUGGUGCCUUUUUCUGAAUUUUUUUGCGAUUUUAGGAUGGUGUCUAUUUAUGAGGUGGUAUUAAAUGGGUUGCAUGGGGCUGACAGGUGAAUUGAUGG
This is a messenger RNA of Amborella trichopoda, 2049 nucleotides long. RefSeq lists its product as uncharacterized. The record is from RefSeq and is a predicted model, not a curated record. Gene Ontology annotation, molecular function: protein binding. NCBI's taxonomy places the organism in Eukaryota, Viridiplantae, Streptophyta, Magnoliopsida, Amborellales, Amborellaceae.